AUGUUGGCGAGACAAGCACUCCUUCGCUCCGCCCGGACGGCUGCUCCCACCCGGGUGCUUGCCUCGCAGGUCCGCUUCUACGCCGCCCCGGCUGCGAACGAGACCGUCAAGCCUCCCGUCGCCCUCUUCGGCCUCGAUGGCACCUAUGCCACCGCUCUGUACACCGCGGCCGUCAAGACCUCCUCCCUCGAGCCCACCGCCAAGACCCUCACCAGCCUCGACAGCCUGCUGAAGAAGGACCCCAAGCUGGCGACCAUCCUGGCCGCGCCGACGCUGUCCCCCUCCGACAAGAGCGCCAUCGUCGCCGAGCUCGAGAAGGCCGCCGGCGUGCAGGGCGAGACCGUCAAGAACUUCCUGCAGACGCUGGCCGAGAACAACCGCCUGAGCAUCCUGCCCGGCGUGUGCGAGAAGUUCGGCGAGCUGAUAAGUGCGGCGCACGGCGAGGUCGAGAUGACGGUCACCAGCGCUACGCAACUGGAGCCUAAGCUGCUGUCCCGCCUCGAGACUGCCGUCUCCAAGUCAUCCUACGUCGGCCAGGGCAAGAAGCUGAAGGUGACCAACAAGGUCAACCCGGACAUCGUUGGAGGGCUGGUUGUCGAGAUUGGCGACAGGACCAUCGACCUGAGCGUCUCUGGCAAGCUGGCAAAGAUGAACAAGCUCCUCACCGACACCCUGUAA
Molecule: messenger RNA, 678 nt
Organism: Phaeoacremonium minimum UCRPA7
Lineage: Eukaryota; Fungi; Ascomycota; Sordariomycetes; Togniniales; Togniniaceae
Product: putative atp synthase subunit 5 protein
Exons: 3
Coding region: 1-678 (225 amino acids)
Biological process (GO): proton motive force-driven mitochondrial ATP synthesis
Cellular component (GO): membrane
Molecular function (GO): proton-transporting ATP synthase activity, rotational mechanism
Source: RefSeq, a predicted model, not a curated record